AUGUCACCGCAUCCCGAACACAGUGCUCCGGCAUCUGCCGACCCUCCGGCUGCCGACGCCGAACAAAAGUCCGACUCGAGCGCCCCGGCUUCUCCUCCUCCCGCUCCCGUCCCCUCAGCCGACCCAAGGCUCUUCCGACAAAUAACACAACAACAUACGGGCGGCUCCGAAGAAGACGUUGACGACAUCUACAAAGUCUCCCCCCUAGCCGCCCUCAAGCUCCUCAGCGCCGGCAUCGAGACCCUCGUUUCCCUGACAGGCGACAUCCCGCCCACUCCGCCGCCACGAUCCCCAACCCUGCCUCACAUGCGCGGUAUGGAAGCCGAGAAACAAAGCAUCGUACGGUCCAAUUCCGAGAAGAACCUCGCCAGGCUUUUGCAGCAAAAGAGCGCGAGCAAUUCCCCACGGAGACCGUUCAGCCCGGCGCCGCAAAGGCAUCCCCACCCACCUCCUUCGAGAGAGGGACACAAGAAAUCCGAAUCAAUAGACGGCGUCCACAUCCGCACCUCUAACCCAACCCCACCGCCCAGUUUCUCGUCAGACGACCCAAAGCCGACCCUCGAACCCUACAUCAUCGUCGGCGAAAACUCGCAACCGCUCAACACCCAGCACUCGGCCAUAACCCGCAAGUUCUACUCGCGCCUGCCUCCCCCGAUCUCCAUCACCGACUACCUCCUGCGCAUCCACCAAUACUGCCCCAUGUCCACGGCCGUCUACCUCGCCGCGUCUCUGUACAUCCACCGCCUGGCCAUCAUCGAGCGCGCCAUCGUCGUCACCAAGCGCAAUGCCCAUCGCCUACUUCUGGCAGGCAUCAGAGUGGCCAUGAAGGCUUUGGAAGAUCUGAGCUAUCCCCAUACCAAGUUCGCAAAGGUCGGCGGAGUCAGCGAGACGGAGCUGGCGAGGCUGGAGAUCAGCUUCUGCUUCUUGGUCGGGUUCGAACUGAGGGUGGACGAGGAGGCGUUGAGGGGGCAAUGGGAAAUGCUGAAAUCCGGUGUCGAGGCAUGGGAGGGCGUUGAGCAUGACCUUUAUGGAAAACGAGACGUCAUUACGUUGAGGAAUCCGCCGCCGGGGAGGGAGGGGAGACAGGCAGAAGCGGCUGCAGAGGCGUGA
Molecule: messenger RNA, 1110 nt
Organism: Neurospora tetraspora
Lineage: Eukaryota; Fungi; Ascomycota; Sordariomycetes; Sordariales; Sordariaceae
Product: cyclin-domain-containing protein
Exons: 1
Coding region: 1-1110 (369 amino acids)
Biological process (GO): regulation of cyclin-dependent protein serine/threonine kinase activity
Cellular component (GO): cyclin-dependent protein kinase holoenzyme complex; nucleus
Molecular function (GO): cyclin-dependent protein serine/threonine kinase regulator activity; protein kinase binding
Source: RefSeq, a predicted model, not a curated record